GAAUCUCGAUUUCCCUGCACGACAGCAUCCUAGACUAGGGUUUGGUGGAGGCUGGGGAGAGAACAGCCAUUUUCAUCUCUUUGAUCUGCAGACGACACUACUACUCUGAAUUGAUGCUGUUACGUUCAGUCCCCGAACCCAAUGGAUGACAUCAGAGGUCCUGUAGUGGGCCAGCAGCAUGGCGUGUACCCGGAAGGCCGUCAGCAACAGCACCAGCAGCAACAGCAGCAACAGCCGGCUGCGAGUGUCGAUGGUGUCCAACCGUUAGGUUGGCAGAGCAGUGAGCUAGGGUUGCUGCAGCAGCAGCAGGCUCGCAUGCACCAGCAACUCCUGAUUCAGCACCAGCAGCAGUGGUGGCAGCAGCGACAGCAGCAGCACUACUUAUUGCAGCAACAGUCUCUGCAGUGCGAACAACAGGAGUUUCAGCUUUUGCAGCUGAGGUCGCAACUGUGGCAGCAGCAGCACCAGCAGCAGCAGCAGUCACAGCAGCAGCAGCCGCAGCAACCACAGCUGCAGCAGCCGCAGCCGCAGCCGCUGCAACAGCAACUACAGUCACACCAACAGCAUCAGCGAGAGCAGCCGCAGCAGAAGCACCAACAGCGGCAGCAGCCACUGCUGCUGCAGCAGCAGCAACAAGAGCAGCAGAAGCAGCAAGAACAGCAACAGGCAUGGCGAUGGCAGCAGCAGCAGCAGCAACAGCAAGAGCAGCAGCGUGUGGAGUAUAAGCAGUUUCAGGAGCAGCAGUGGCAGCAGCUGGCUCAGCUGCAUGAACGGCAGCAGAAGGAGCUCUUGCAGCACCAGCAGCAACACACGCAGCUGCUCCAGCACCGCCAGCAGCAACAACAGCAUCAGCAGCAACAUCAGCAACAUCAGCGGGAGCAGCAGCAGCAACAGCAGCAGCAGCAGCAUCAACCGCAGCAGCAACAGCAGCAGCAGCAAACCGUAUCGGAACGUGCAGUUGUGGACGGCACUGGCGCGUCACCCUCUUCUCAUUUGGCGCUCCAGGCGUCCAGCCAUACCCAGCAGCAUCAGCAGCAACCGCAGCAGCAGCAGCCGCGCGCAGAGGAGACAGCGGAGGCACAGCACGCGCACCUCUCUCCGCGCUCCCCGUUUCUUCCUUCCGCGACCACCCCCGCCGUCGCUCAUCGUCCUCAUCGUGUGUGCGACGCCUGUUCCUGCCAGCCCGCCGUGCUCUACUGCGCCGCCGACGACGCGUACGUGUGCGAGGCGUGCGACGUCUUCGUCCACUCCGCCAACCCCCUCUCUCAGCGCCACGAGCGCGUGCGCCUGGGCCCAAACGGCGCGCCGCUCAAGAUUGACCGCAGAAGCGGGGGGUGCCUACCGAUGCGGCCGCCAUUCUUUCGCGCCCCCCUGCUGGAAGGCGCGGAGAGUUGGCGCAGAGCCUGCUUCCGCCCGCAGACGAGUCUCGGGUGCGGGGCGGGGCGGCGGCGUGCAGUGACGCGGAGGAGGGCUUGGCGGGAAGCGUGGCGGGGCCGGCGGCGGGCGCGAAUGGCGCGGAGAGCUCGCUGAGCGGGCUGCCGUCCAGCAUGUCCGGCACCAGCUCCUCCUCGCACCCCCCCGCCCCCGCCGCCCCGCUCACGCCCACUAUCCGCCCGACACCAAAGGCGCAGCCCACGGCGGGGUGGCUGGCGGGGGCGCGGGUGACGCGGGGAGGGGAGCUGGUAGAAGGGGGAAAGCGGCGGAUGGGACGGACGUCGCAGGGGCGAGCACGGUGAUGCCGCAAGGGGCGAGUGCAGGCGGGGCUAUGGGCGGUAGCUUGGGAAUGAGCAGGAUGAUACGGGAGGGUGCUGCGGCCAUGCAUGCGCCACAGGAUCAUCACCCGCAGCAUCAGCAGCAUCAGCAGCAGCAGCAGCAGCAGUCAACUUCACAAACCCGAGAAGCCGCGGCACAUGCGCAGGAGACAG
Closterium sp. NIES-67 is the source of this 1925-nucleotide messenger RNA. Lineage: Eukaryota; Viridiplantae; Streptophyta; Zygnematophyceae; Desmidiales; Closteriaceae. The record is from the annotation of a GenBank genome assembly.